This is a messenger RNA of Linum tenue, 2554 nucleotides long. The record is from the annotation of a GenBank genome assembly. NCBI's taxonomy places the organism in Eukaryota, Viridiplantae, Streptophyta, Magnoliopsida, Malpighiales, Linaceae.
CAGUCAGCGUCCCAGUCUCCCAGACACCAACUCCCUUACUCAGUCCCUCCUUUUCUCCCCCAAAUUUCGCAAACCCUAAACUAUCCCCCCCCCCCCCAGGCUAACGUGAUCCAGCUCCCUUGCGAUGGCAACGGCCAUUGCAUGGUCUGCAACGCCAAGCCACUUGCCGAAGAGACCCUGAGUUGCUCCACCUGUGCUGCACCAUGGCAUGUCCCUUGCCUGUUUUCCAAGCCAGAAUCCAUGGCUUCCGUCCUCCAGUGGCAGUGUCCGGACUGCAACUUCGAUGCCCCGGUUGCUGCUCCGGUCUCCUCCGGUAACGAGCUGGUGAACGCGAUCAGAGCGAUUGAGGCUGAUUCGACGCUGACGGAGCAGGAGAAGGCUCGGAAGAGGCAGGAGCUACUCGGCGGGAAGAAGGUUGACCAGGAGGGCGAUGAAGAUGAUGAUAACGAGGAAGAAGGCGGAGGUUCUGGCAAUACAGGGAAAGGGGAGAAGAGUGCUGAGAUGGAUGCGCUGAAACUGCUCGGCGAGAGCUUUAAUUGCUCCUUUUGCAUGCAGCUGCCUGAGAGGCCUGUCACUACACCUUGCGGCCACAACUUCUGCUUGAAAUGCUUCCAGAAAUGGACGGGGCAGCAAAGGAAAACCACCUGUGCCAAGUGUCGUGCCAAUAUACCCCGUAAGAUGGCAGCUCAGCCCCGCAUCAACUCUGCCCUUGUCGCAGCUAUCCGUAUGGCUAGGGUCUCAAAAUCCAUUUCUGAUGGAGCGCCAGCUAAGGUGUAUCAUUUUGUGCACAACCAAAACAGGCCUGACAAAGCUUAUAGGACCGAGAGGGCUAAGAAGACUGGCAAGGCCAAUGCUGCUAGUGGCAAGAUUUUUGUGACGGUGCCUCCGGAUCAUUUGGGUCCUAUCCCUGCUGAGAAUGAUCCAGAGAGAAAUCAGGGUGUUCUUGUAGGGGAGUGCUGGGAGGAUAGAAUGGAAUGCAGGCAAUGGGGUGCCCAUCGUCCUCAUGUUUCGGGUAUCCAUGGGCAAGCUGAGUUCGGGGCACAAUCUGUUGCACUCUCUGGAGGGUAUCAAGAUGAUGAAGAUCACGGUGAAUGGUUUCUGUACACGGGAAGUGGAGGGAGGGAUCUUAGUGGAAACAAGAGGACCAACAAAGACCAGUCGUCCGACCAGAAGUUUGAAGCUGCGAAUCAGUCUCUUAGACUUAGCUGCAUAAAAGGAUAUCCUGUGCGAGUUGUGAGGUAAAGACCUAUCCACCUUUCCAUACACAUCGAUGCCUUUGUGUUUGUUUGAUGCCCCUUCAACUGUUAGCCGCAACUGGCAGGUGUCUCUAUGUUGAAACCAAGAAAUGUGCUUCACAUGUUUGAAGUGAUCAAAGCCACUAUGUCAUGUUGCAGCAGCAUGGUUGAUGGCUAAUUUAGUCUCCCUUAUAAGAUUCCUGGUUUCCCUUUAUAGCGGUGUAAUGUUAACAUUCUACUUGUGAGGAUUCUUUACGUUAUGCUCUAAGGCUAGCUCUUUUCAGUUUGCUAAAUAAUACAGUUCCCAUGAGCAGGUCGCAUAAGGAAAAACGCUCAAAUUACGCGCCAGAGGCUGGAGUACGCUAUGAUGGCAUCUAUAGGGUUGAGAAAUGCUGGAGGAAAGUUGGAAUCCAGGGUUUUCAAGUAUGUAGGUAUUUGUUCAUUAGAUGUGACAAUGAGCCUGCACCAUGGACAAGUGAUGAGCACGGUGACAGGCCUAGACCAUUGCCUAACAUCCCAGAGUUGAAGAAGGCCAAAGAUUUGACGGAGAGGAAAGAUGACCCAGCCUGGGACUUUGACGAAAAAACUAGCCGUUGGACAUGGAAGAAACCUCCACCGCUUAGCAGAAUGAAAGUGGACCCUGCGGAUCCUACUCAGAUCAAGAGGGCAAGGAAAGCUAUUAAGGAGGCACAGACUCAGAGUGUUGCAGAAAGGCUUCUGAAAGAGUUCAACUGCCUCAUCUGUAAGCAAGUGAUGAAGGAGCCAGUCACUACACCGUGCACCCACAACUUCUGCAAGGACUGCCUGGAGAAGAAAUUCCCGAACAAGCAGUUCACCGUGGAGAGAAGCAGAGCAGGCCGUGCUCUGCGUGCUAAGAAGAAUGAGCUGAAUUGCCCUUGUUGCCCAACUGACAUUUCUGACUUCCUCCAGGACAUGAAGAUUAACAGCGAAGUGAUGGCAGUGAUCGAGAAGCUUCAAGCUCAGCUUGAAGAAGCAAAAGCUGUGGCUGUGGCUGCUGCUACUGCUAGUGAAUCUGGGGAGGAGAAUCCUGAAGCAGAAUCAGAAGCAAAAGAUUCAGAAUCUGAGGGACCCAAAAAGAGGCAGAAAGUUGACGGGAGUGAUUCACCCUCCAGCCCUCUUCAUAUUCAAUAGCCUCCCAACAGUGGCUAGUAAUCAGUAAGGAAGAGAAGUGCGCAGUAGAUUCCCAGGAGCAAAAAUGGCCUGAGUUUCAAAUGGAACUGUAAUUUUCCAACCAUGUAUGCUCUCCAUAUUAUGGCAAACUAUAACCAUAAUGACAAUCAAUUAAGGCCCUUCAACAA